Messenger RNA from Gregarina niphandrodes, 899 nucleotides. Its product is annotated as putative RNA-binding nova protein. The record is from RefSeq and is a predicted model, not a curated record. The annotation marks the transcript as partial. Lineage: Eukaryota; Apicomplexa; Conoidasida; Eugregarinorida; Gregarinidae. Gene Ontology annotation, biological process: regulation of gene expression. The transcript is spliced from 3 exons. Gene Ontology annotation, cellular component: nucleus; cytoplasm. Gene Ontology annotation, molecular function: mRNA binding.
UACCCCAAGCCAUGACCGGUGGAGACGCGGCCAUGCCCUUUACCAAUAGCGCGGCCGGACCCAUGGCCAUCGUGCUUAUUGCGGGGGUUAGUACCGCCGUCGCUCGUGCAAUUGACUACAUCAUUGAUAUUUUAACUCAGUCGUUCAACAUGUAUGGAAGCAUCGAACUAAGAAUGGUGGUCCCGAACUCAUCGGUGCCUCCAAUCAUGGGAAAGGGAGGAUCCAAGAUAAUGUCCAUUCGUGAAGGGACUGGCGCUAAAGUCCAAAUAUCGGGUCGUGACAAUUCUGGAAUCCGUCAAGACUUUGAGAGGAUUGUUUUGGUGAGUGGUCAGACGGAGCAAGUGCGCAAUGCUACGAAGAUUGUGACAUCAUUGAUCCAAGCCGAUCCGAUGUUAAAAGAGUAUAUGAUUUUCUCAUUGUCCGUAGACACGGAAAAGUUGUCGGACUACUUGGCCGGUACAGGUGGGAGUGGUCGUGGCACCGCGGCGAUGCCACCUGUUCCGCCACCAGAUUAUCAUCACUCGAUGCCAUAUCAUUCCCAACAUCACAGUUCGGUCGCGGAAUUGACAUUACAGGACCUACAACCCGUCGACGAAAAGGAUGUGAAUACUUGGAUUAAAGCCGACCUGAUCAAACCUCAAGUUAUGCAACUUGAAACUUCUGUUCUCAUCCAAAUCCCAGACGAACAAGUUGGAAGCUUAAUGGGACGCAGCGGACAAGUACUCACUGAAAUCCGAAGCAGUAGUGGCGCACGUAUUACAAUAAGUCAACGAGGAGAAUUAGUACCCGGCACUCGUGAUAGACUUGUAACCAUCAAGGGCAACAUGGCCGCCAUUCACACUGCCCACGCCCUAAUUGUUCAGCGUCUGGCCGAAACCCAAGACGAAGAACGACAGUAA